ACUAUCGAGGAUUCGUAGUUGUUUUUAUUUAAAGAAAUUAAUUUAAAACAUUGAAAACUCCUAAUCUCUCGUUCCAAUGUCUUCAAUCGUCCAAAACUUAUAGUAAACAUUUGCUUGGAGUAAAGUGACAUACAUAUGUAUACGUAUGCAACGUAACCGAUUGAGAACUUCCUGCUAAAGCCAACCAAUUGUAAAGCUCUGUGUUAUGCUGUAUCAAUUUGUACUUCUCAACUGGAAAGCUCCCAUUUCUUAUGAGUGUGUGAAUUGGUUCUUCUUCCUCUUAAUCCUAUCGACUUCAUGUCUGACCAGAGCUAAAUGCCAGGUGUAAAUUGGUUCAAAACGUUGUUCCGAUGUUUACAAUUGUGUGCGUUCUAAUUCCGCUUCCACUGCGUACUCAAUAACAGUAGUACAUAAAAUGGCGAAAGGAAGUACUGGUUUAAAACAUCGAGCCAAUACUUAUGAAGAAAAUACAAAUUACUUACGUGAGUUAACAGCUCGAAAUGAGUUGGACAGUAGAAGCCCAGAAGAGUUUAACAGAUUAUUUGUUAAACUCAAUGCAAAAAAUGCAGAAAAACUUACCAAACACAUGAGGACGUCUGUUAUGAGUUGGCAUAAUAAAACUGGAGCAGAGAGAUUAUACGGUCCUAUCCCAGGAUUCCCACCAGGUUCUUGGUGGGGAAUUCGUAUGGAUUGUUCCAGGGAUCGCGUACACGAUCCAUUCAGUGCUACUAUUCAAGAAGGACCAGUUGGAGCAAUAUCUAUCUGUAUUUCUCAUUCAAACGAGGAUGUAGAUGUGGACAAUGGUGAUACACUGACAUUCACCGGGGCAGAGUAUGGCCAAAAAGAAUCACAGAAUGACUCCCUCAUUCUGAGUUACCAAAAUCAAAUACCUAUCCGCAUAGUUAGGGGAUACAGUUUAUCAAACAAAUUUGCACCUAAGACAGGAUACAGAUAUGAUGGCUUGUACAUGGUGGUAGCUCACUGGUUAGGUACAUCCACGGAUUCUAAAGAAGUUCAUAAGUUCGCGUUAAAACGUAUAUCCAAUCAGGAACCUUCUCCUUGGAAGAAUCGUUUCUCACCGACAUCACGACGUUCUCUUCCUGAUAUCUCAAAACGAUCCGAAGCUACCCCAAAAAGUUCAAAGAAAAUAUUGACCCGAAGCGUAUACAGUAUAUCAGAAUCUACAAUGCCUGAACCAAAAAGAGGGAUGUGCAGCGUAGCAGAAAAACGUAAAAUCAAUUAUGAGAAAGAUUCUGCUGUCUCGUCUAGCACAGAAAACGUCUGUUCUAUUACACCAGCGAAAAUCGUCUCCGACGACCAUAGGAACGUGCACGAGAGUAUUAUCGUCUCUCGACGAGUUUCCAAAAAAUUGGGCAACAGCACAGAUUUAACAAUGGAAUCAGGUUCUUCCGUUGUAUCCAGCAACGAUUCGUUAGUAUCCAACGCCAAUGCCAGUUACGAUCUUACAUCAAAGGCUGCCUCAUCGAAAUUGCAAAAUACCAACAUAUCAAUUCGUACGGAUCUUUACGACUCCUCUCACAAUUUGCAGCAAGAUACAAAGAAAGUCGCUUCCACAUUUUGCAGAGUCUUCAAGCCAGCCGCUAUGUGCAGACGAGUUGAUACUUAUACGGAUAGUGAAAGUGCAUCUUCCUAUUCUGAGAAAGUAGACGCGUACGUUAGGCUCGAUAUCUUAAGAUUGCCUAAAAAGUCGAAUUCUAUUGAUCAAGAAAAAACAAGUGAAAGAGAAGAUAGUAAACAAACGGCAUUAAAAGUAGCAGAUUCUUCCACGCAAAAUACCGUUCCGAAAACUUUGCGCACAAAAGAGAGUACUCAGCAGACCGAACUUGUUUUGCGUGCUUCAUCUAUGGAGUGCUCCGGGGAAAUAACAGAUGUAUCCGAUGACGAAGAAUUCCCAUCUGAUGCGAUUGCUUCGAGUACAAUGACGAAACAGAUUCCCAAGCGUGGGAAUAUUCAUACGGAUUCAAAUGAGGAAAUGUUGAGCGUUGUCAAUACAAAUUUGAAUGACGUUACAACAGUUCAAUACAAUAUGAAGAAUACAUAUCGGAUAGAGCAUUCAUAUGCGAAACCAUCUUAUAGACAAAUAUGUGAUGUUAUUGGAGCUCUGCCUGAGAACGUAUCAGUAGAAAGAGUUAAAAGAAUAAUGCUACCAUCUGACAGAAUAUCUGAAAGAAUGUCCAGUCCAAAAAGGAGGAGCAUAGAGAGUCCAACAUCCUCAAGAAAUUCUCAAGUGUCGAUGGAUGAAGCAUCAAAAAAUUUUGAAUCCAUAGAAUCUUUAACCCCAGAUAAAAUAUUGAAUCUUAUAGUGAAAGAAAAAUAUCACCCAAUGGCAAAAUUAUUAAUUGGAAGUAUGAUUGGCGUGGGUACCGGUGAGACAGCUAUCUUAAAAGCGUAUGACGCGUUAAUAUCUCAAAAUUGUAAAACUGCAAAUGACAGUAGUUCCGCUACGGACAAAACUGUAUCAAAAACUAUACAAAGACUUUCCGAACGUGUAAUUAAUAAGAAAGUUGCUAAAAAUUUAAAUUAUCAUCAAGAAAUGAGUGAGUUCGAAUCAUCAGAUUUAUCAGUCGGACAAAGAACGCGUAGAUUAACACGUCAUUACAAAAGCGAUCUUGAUAAUAGUACACGUAGAAUAUUGAGACGUAAAAUACACGAUACUCUUGAGAUUAACGAUAAACGUUCAUUGACUAGAAAAAAGAACAACACUAGAUUGCGCAUAAUACGUGGUACGCCAUUCCAGUCUGACACAAGAGGAAGAUUUCGUGCCAUAAGGCAGAAUAUUGACAGAACAAGACACAACGUGCGCGAGCGUGAUUCUAAAGCUGAAGUAGAAAGAGAUAAGAGGAUUCUCCGUACUGAAUUACCAGGAAGUGUGCCAAACUUCGAAGUGAUUCGUGAAGAUCGUUUACGAGAAUCAGAUCGCAUCUCACAAAUCCGACUGAGGAACAUUCGUUCUAAUGAAGGUACAGCAACAUCUUCGAGGAGCCAGAAUAUCCUGUUGACCAAGACAGCACCUAGUGUUGGUGGAAAUAAGAAACGGAAACCAAUGCGAAGGAAGCGAAGAGGUGAGAUAGCGAAUUUAGUGAUAGACGCAAAUAUCAGUCCUAAAAUUAGGGGCCCUAGAACCAGAAGACUGAGACUUAUAAGUACUAGGACCCGACCUAACGAUAAGCCAGUAAAUGCUAAAAGUUGUACAGGGAGACCCAAUAAGGUCAGUGUAGAGCAGAAGAGGGUAAUGAGAUCGGAUCCGCUAAGUAGAAGUAAACGUACGAAUGGUGGUAACACGAAUACCAGAAGGAUGCAGCAUCGCAAUAUGGAGCGAAAGAGAUUGAUAGAUAGAAAGCUUAAAAAGGUACGUAGGACAAGAGUAGAGCAGUCUAAGUCACAGAGUACAAGGAAUAUGGAGAUGGGAAGAUUGUUGAGGAGCAGAAGGGACACGAGGAGCUCUCAGAAUUCUAUAAGAAAAGAAUCAUCUGUGCGACAAACUACAAAGUCACCGGAUCGGAGUAAUGAGAAAAGUACAAAGCCAAAAAUGGUUAACGCCACUACACAGUGUUCUCUACUGUGUCAUCCGACUAUGGACUUCUCACUCCAGGUUGACACCACUACCGUCGUGGACGAGCCAGAUUCCCAAAAUGUACAAGAGGGCCAAGAGACUGUAAAAAUAGAAAUAAUAGACUUGGAGGAAGUGAAAUCUGAAACCUACGAAGAAGACGCUACGUAUGACGAGGAUACCCAUUACACAGAUGAUCGUGUGUGCGCGUUGGAUGUAGCGCAAACCUCUUAUCCCGGUAUAUCAUCCCAGAUUGGCAGUACUGCACCGGCUGUAUCGCAUCAAUUGAAUCCAGAUUGUCAGUCACCGGAAAGUGCAGAAGUCAUUAGUAAUCAGGCUGGUAUAAGUGAAAAGCUUUUGCAGCAUAUAUGUGACAGACCAUCAGCAUUUGUUGCAGUGAAUUCAGAGGAUGUCAGCAUGAAAAUUGCCAGGUUAAAGUCGAUUGGAUUCCGACCAAUAAACACAAGCUUGUCACCAGUCAGUGAUCGAUAUACAAAUACUUCCAGCAAUUAUCAUCCAACUGACAGUCCCCAAUUAGCCAGCAACAGUGCAGUAGCUAAAAGAGCUGUAAACGAGGAGUACGAGAAGUAUACCAGCGAGGAGAAUAAUGUGGUGGGUUAUAUGGAUGAGGAACUGUGCUAUCAGGACAUAGAGGAUGAGGAUGACUGUCGCGCUUUGAAACGUGCUUUGAUUGAAGAAGUAACAACAACAAAAAUGGAAACUGUUGAGGUACCGGUGAAAAGAGUUAAAGAGUCUUCUGAUGAAUCUGAAUUUGAGGAAAGUACACGCUGGGAAUCACGAUCAAAAAAUACUCGGUUGCGGAAACGAAAAGGAAAGUCAGAUGUUUUACCAUCCGAAGAGGAUCCCGAUGCACCUUGGCAUGGCUGGAGAAAAAUUAUAAGUAACGAACAAACGCAGUGGGUUGGCUGGUAGUGGACUAUAUAUAUAUAUAUAUUUUUAGAGAAAGCUUUUACUACUUUUUCUCUUGUUCUUCUCAAACUUUACGGAAUGGAAAAAUCUCAUCGAUAACAAACAAAUAUUAUCAUUGUUGGUAACGAUUGUUUAAAAUAAGAGAUUUUUAUAUUACAACUA
Cephus cinctus (wheat stem sawfly) is the source of this 4663-nucleotide messenger RNA. RefSeq lists its product as uncharacterized. The transcript is spliced from 3 exons. The record is from RefSeq and is a predicted model, not a curated record. Gene Ontology annotation, biological process: protein ubiquitination; negative regulation of gene expression via chromosomal CpG island methylation. Bases 416 to 4504 code for a protein of 1362 amino acids. Lineage: Eukaryota; Metazoa; Arthropoda; Insecta; Hymenoptera; Cephidae. Gene Ontology annotation, molecular function: ubiquitin protein ligase activity.